Molecule: messenger RNA, 1460 nt
Organism: Aplosporella prunicola CBS 121167
Lineage: Eukaryota; Fungi; Ascomycota; Dothideomycetes; Botryosphaeriales; Aplosporellaceae
Exons: 2
Coding region: 230-1345 (371 amino acids)
Biological process (GO): D-sorbitol catabolic process
Molecular function (GO): L-iditol 2-dehydrogenase (NAD+) activity
Source: RefSeq, a predicted model, not a curated record
GCCACUGGGCGACGCGCGCAAGCCUUGUCAUACCCUCCAUGACAGCUCACGCAGCACCUCUUCCCUAGCUGCAUUUAUCCUCUUAACUUGCUUGCCGCUGCUGCUCUCUCCUCUUACCCCUCUCAUCUCAUCGCUCAUCCCUCUUCUCUUGUCGCUUGCUUCUAUCCCCUUUGAGUCCUGAUCUGCAAGAGCUUCAGAGCUUAUCAAGAGCUACCUAGCUGUGCCUAUCAUGUCUUCCGCCGUGUCUGCUGAAACGCCCACCAAGCCCAACAUUGGCGUCUACACGAACCCGGAGCACCACCUCUGGGUCGCCGAGGCCCAUCCGAGCUUGGAUGAUGUGAAGAAGGGCGAGGGCCUCAAGGAGGGAGAGGUCACUGUUGCGGUCAAGAGCACUGGCAUUUGCGGCUCCGACGUCCACUUCUGGCAUGCCGGCUGCAUCGGUCCCAUGAUUGUCAAGGACACGCACAUCCUCGGCCACGAGUCCGCAGGCACCGUGAUCGCGACCUCGCCAACAGUGACGCACCUGAAGCCGGGCGACCACGUAGCCAUUGAGCCCAACAUCCCCUGCCACAAGUGCGAGCCCUGCCUUACAGGACGGUACAACGGGUGCGAAAACGUGGACUUUCUGUCGACACCUCCGGUGCCGGGUCUGCUCCGCCGCUACGUCAACCACCCAGCCAUGUGGUGCCACAAGAUCCCGCAAGACAUGAGCUUUGAAGACGGGUCGAUGCUGGAGCCGCUGAGUGUUGCUCUGGCAGGGAUCCAGCGUGCGCACGUGCAGCUCGGCGACCCGGUGCUGGUGUGCGGCGCUGGGCCUAUUGGGCUCGUGACGCUGCUGUGCUGCAAGGCAGCGGGGGCGGAGCCGCUAUGCAUCACGGACAUUGACGAGGGGCGACUGAAGUUCGCCGAGGAGCUGGUACCAGGCGUACGCACGCACAAGGUUGAGUUCGGGCACAGCGCCGAGGACUUUGCGAGUCUGGUGCGCGGCAAGAUGGACGACAACGAAGCGGCCGUCGUGCUCGAGUGCACCGGCGUCGAGAGCAGCAUUGCGGGCGCGAUCCAGGCCACCAAGUUCGGCGGCAAGGUCUUCGUCAUUGGCGUCGGUAAGAGCGAGAUGAAGAUCCCGUUUAUGCGCCUCAGUACCCGUGAGGUCGACUUGCAGUUCCAGUACCGCUACGCCAACACGUGGCCGCGCGCUAUUCGUCUUGUCAAGUCUGGCGUCAUUGACUUGAAGAAGCUGGUCACUCAUCGCUAUAACCUCGAGGAUGCGAUUGAGGCGUUCAAGACGGCCGCUGAUCCCAAGACUGGGGCUAUCAAGGUCCAGAUUCAGAGUUUGGAGCCUUAGGCUAGCCGUGCCUGGUUGAUGAGAGACGAUGGAUGAUGAUUUAUGACGAAAGAGUAGACGGUUGUAUUGGUUGUUGAUAGACUGGUACUUUCGGAAUAUAGAACUUCUCACUGCG